Caenorhabditis remanei is the source of this 2139-nucleotide messenger RNA. RefSeq lists its product as uncharacterized. Bases 1 to 2139 code for a protein of 712 amino acids. NCBI's taxonomy places the organism in Eukaryota, Metazoa, Nematoda, Chromadorea, Rhabditida, Rhabditidae. The record is from RefSeq and is a predicted model, not a curated record. The transcript is spliced from 11 exons. Gene Ontology annotation, biological process: protein import into peroxisome matrix. Gene Ontology annotation, cellular component: peroxisomal membrane. Gene Ontology annotation, molecular function: zinc ion binding.
AUGGGAGACAGCGGCAUGGAUCCAGUAUCAUCAGAGCAGGAUACUUCUAAGAGCCCUAAGGAGGAGUUGCAAUGUACAAUUUGCCUAUCUACACAGUUUGCUCAAGAAUGUCGUAUAGGAGGCUGCAAUCAUUCUUUCUGUUUUUCGUGUAUCUCAGAAUGGGUUUGCCAAUCUCUUCGGCCUUCAUGUCCAAUGUGCCGUCACGAUGUCGACAAAAUUUGUUAUGAUUUUGCAGGACAUCCGAAGGAACAGAAAGAAAUUGGAAUAAAAGAGUAUCGAAGUAGUCACAUGUCACUAACACCAACCGAUCGCAAUCAACUACUCAGUGAAAGACGUUUAGUGGUCAGAAAUUUGAUGCACUCUUAUAAAACAGUUAGCCUCAUCAAUUCCGAUAUAUCAGAUCUUGACGAAUCGAAAGAAGAAGACAAAAUUUCGAAGAAGUCUCUUCUGGAGUUUGAGAAUAUGGUAAUGCAACAUAUCAUGAAAGCGGAGAUUACACUUGCUGAUUUACGGAAAGAGUUUACGAGGAAAAACAAAUCUGUGGUAUUCAAUACUGUUAUAUUCCGGAAAAUGAUAUAUACAAACAAAAUAAAGGUCAAGUAUCAAGAUCAAAGAAGACCAAAACUUCAACCGUAUGAUCUUUCAAAAGAACCGGAACGUUUCAGAGGAAUUGUUACUGAAUUCCUGCUUUCUGAGUUUGAUGUUAUUCCAUACCAAGCACAACCAAAAGUUUGUGGGCACAAAUGGAGAACAAAAUUUUUUGGUGAAAAUCUGGAUUUGGAAAAAAAACAAAGUUUCGUCACUGAUAUAUAUAACUUAAUGCUGGUCAGCCCUGUGGGUAACGAAUAUUUCCAGAAGCAACUCGGUAACAUUCUAAUGCCUGUGAGCGCAGUCCAUGUUCAGUUCCUAGAGGACCAUUUGGAAGCAAUCGUUGCCAUUGAGAAAACCAGUUUAGAAGAAUUCUACAACGAAGUAUACUAUGACUCGAUAUAUAACAGCUUCUCAAAUAAUUUCUUUGAUUACAACGCAAUGAUGCAUAUGCAUGAUGAUCCACAAAGUCGUUUUGAGGCUAUCUUCAGUCAAAUUCAUCGUGAUAUGAAUCCAGCUGAUUGGUUAGAUCCCUACUCGACCCGCCUUCUUCGACAAUCAUCGAAUACGGAUGGAACUGAUCGUGCCACUAACAAUGAUGGCGACAGCAGUCGUUCAGAAUCUCCAGAAGAACGGGUACCAACUCCAAUGCCUGAUGACGAAGUCCGUGAUCAUACUUUUGCUCGAGCGUACUUUGAACAAAUUCUUGAAAUACCAACUCGAUCUGGUUUCACUAUAGGUACCGAAGCUAGAAGGGAGCUUGAAAGAGAUCGAGAGCGAUUAAGAACAAGGAAUGUUGCAGUCCCGCUUGCCGAAGCAUCAACUGAUGGGCAGACAACCAGAACUCUACCAAUCACACAUCAACAUCGAAGCCAUAUGACCUUGAGAUCAUCAGCACGUCGAGAUCGAGAAAUUGCUAGGAACUCUACAUCGGAUGUGAUUGCUCAGUUAGAGAAUCGUCCAAUGACACGAAGAGAUCAUGAACGAGCAUUACUGGACAGAGUCAGAGACUUGGAAAGUCGCUCGUUAGGAAUAUCGAGCCUGUUCCGCUCCACGCCAGGAAAUGGAGAAACUACGAGUUCGCGGUUCACUCCGCUGCCGAUCCCGGGAAGAAUUGCAUAUACCGCGACCAUACUUGGUCCUUCACAUACCCUCGUCUAUAAUCCAAGACCCCGAGAAAAUCCAAGACCCCGGGAAAACGAAGAUAGCGAUAACCGUUCGGAAAGAAGACGACGGCUAGCCGCAUUCGUUCCAAGCCAUCAGAUCCCAGCACUCGAGGAGCUUAUUGCAAGAGGGCCCCGUCCUGUUGGACAGCGGCCAGCAAGUAGUGAUGCUGACCCUUCAACUUCCGCCGGAGCUUCUUCGAGAAAUACAGAGAAUUCACUGACAGUUGAGCAGAUUGCUGCUGCGAUCAACCAAGAAGAUGCUGACAAUGGACUAGAUUUUAUAUCUGUUGCUCAUCGCACCAGAGCAGCCAGAAGAGCUGCCAGAAACGGUCAACCUCCAGAUGCUCCCCCUGCGAAGAGAGCAACACGACGCGAUAGACACUAG